UCCCUGCUGCACGUGUCCCUGCAGGGCGAGUUCCAGAGGAAGCUGUACAAGGAGCUCGCCAGGAACUACAACCCCCUGGAGAGGCCCGUGGCCAACGACUCGCAACCGCUCACCGUCUACUUCUCCCUGAGCCUCCUGCAGAUCGUGGACGUGGAUGAGAAGAACCAAGUCCUGACCACCAACAUCUGGCUGCAGAUGUCCUGGACAGAUCACUAUUUGCAGUGGAACGUGUCGGAAUACCCGGGCGUGAAGACCGUGCGCUUCCCAGACGGCCAGAUUUGGAAGCCGGACAUCCUUCUCUACAACAGCGCUGACGAGCGGUUCGAUGCCACGUUCCACACCAACGUCCUGGUGAACUCCUCCGGCCACUGCCAGUACCUGCCUCCAGGCAUCUUCCGCAGCUCCUGCUACAUCGAUGUGCGCUGGUUCCCCUUCGACGUGCAGCAGUGCAAGCUCAAGUUCGGGUCCUGGUCCUACGGCGGCUGGUCACUGGACCUGCAGAUGCAGGAGGCGGACGUCAGCGGCUACAUCCCGAACGGAGAGUGGGACCUCGUGGGCAUCCCGGGCAAGAGGAACGAGAGGUUCUACGAGUGCUGCAAGGAGCCCUACCCCGACGUCACCUACACGGUGACCAUGCGCCGCCGCACGCUCUACUACGGCCUCAACCUGCUCAUCCCCUGUGUGCUCAUCUCGGCGCUGGCCCUCCUGGUGUUCCUGCUGCCCGCCGACUCCGGGGAGAAGAUCUCCCUUGGGAUCACAGUCCUGCUGUCACUCACCGUCUUCAUGCUGCUGGUGGCCGAGAUCAUGCCGGCCACCUCCGACUCGGUGCCCCUGAUAGCCCAGUACUUCGCCAGCACCAUGAUCAUCGUGGGCCUGUCGGUGGUAGUGACCGUCAUCGUGCUGCAGUACCACCAUCACGACCCCGACGGCGGCCAGAUGCCCAAGUGGGUACGUCCCACACCACACGAGGCUCCCUGGGCUCGCCUGCCGCUUUGUGCGAUUGCUGGAGGGUGGGUGCACUCAGCAGAGAGACAGAGAGGGAGAGACAGAGGGAGAGGGAGAGAGCACCCGGCCAGUGCCUUCCCCAUAGGGUCUGGGGCACGCACGCUGUGUGUUUCAAGCUGCAGGGGUCAGCACUGCGGCCAGCCAUGUGGUGUCCGGCCCCCGGCCUGCCAGGCUGCGGUGCUGGCCCAGCGGCUUCUCAGCAGAGUCACACCCAGAGCGGGCGCUCUGCGUAGGCAUCCCCCCUCCACCCCCAACAGCGGCCUCAGCUCAGGAAGCGCUGCUCUUCCUCCCAGGGUGUGUCCGCGCACAUGUGGAAUUAUGAGCUGGCUUCACAGUCACGGAAAAUACGCGGAGCACCUGCUGCACGGCCAGCCCCCCGAGGGCGAGGGCGACCCUGACCUGGCCCGGAUCCUGGAGGAGGUGCGCUACAUCGCCAGCCGCUUCCGCAGCCAGGAGGAGGGUGAGGCCGUGUGCAGCGAGUGGAAGUUCGCUGCCUGCGUGGUGGACCGCCUGUGCCUCAUGGCCUUCUGCGUCUUCACCAUCAUCUGCACCAUCGGCAUCCUCAUGUCGGCCCCCAACUUCGUGGAGGCUGUGUCCAAGGACUUCGCCUAGCCCGCUCCGAGCUCGGGGGCUGCGCCAACCGGCCAGCCACGCCUUUCUGGCUCUCUGCCAGGGAGCGGCUCUUUGCUUUGAGGCUGGGCCGGGCCGGCCAUCACGCUGGGCACACCCGUGCCCGCAGGGUGCAGAGGUGCUGGUCACUCGCCCUCCUCCGGGAGACCCCGGGGCAGCAGGCGGGGGAGGCCGGUCCUGGGCGGUGCAUGUGUGCAUGUGUGCUGGGAGGCCACACGGAGACCACCUUAGCCUCUUGCCUGUGUAGGAGCCAGUGCCAGUCAUGAACCGGCCUGACGGACUGCCAGGGGAAAGCAAGCCGCACUAGAAGCUAUCUGCUGGCUUUUCCUCUGCAAAGACAGCUGGUGGAGAAAAAGACGAGAGAAAUAAGUUUCCCUGUUUCUACAGCAGAGGGAGGGCAGAGAGGGAGCACUCACUGGUCCUGAAAACUGCUCCUCCCAGCCUGUUUCUGAG
This is a messenger RNA of Tupaia belangeri chinensis (Chinese tree shrew), 2088 nucleotides long. It is a transcript of the gene CHRNA7, whose product is annotated as cholinergic receptor nicotinic alpha 7 subunit. Gene Ontology annotation, molecular function: transmembrane signaling receptor activity; acetylcholine-gated monoatomic cation-selective channel activity. The record is from RefSeq and is a predicted model, not a curated record. NCBI's taxonomy places the organism in Eukaryota, Metazoa, Chordata, Mammalia, Scandentia, Tupaiidae. Gene Ontology annotation, biological process: monoatomic ion transmembrane transport. The annotation marks the transcript as partial. The transcript has 10 exons. Gene Ontology annotation, cellular component: postsynaptic membrane.